Molecule: messenger RNA, 1835 nt
Organism: Polypterus senegalus (gray bichir)
Lineage: Eukaryota; Metazoa; Chordata; Cladistia; Polypteriformes; Polypteridae
Gene: st6galnac4
Product: ST6 (alpha-N-acetyl-neuraminyl-2,3-beta-galactosyl-1,3)-N-acetylgalactosaminide alpha-2,6-sialyltransferase 4
Exons: 7
Coding region: 429-1283 (284 amino acids)
Biological process (GO): ganglioside biosynthetic process; oligosaccharide metabolic process
Molecular function (GO): alpha-N-acetylgalactosaminide alpha-2,6-sialyltransferase activity
Source: RefSeq, a predicted model, not a curated record
AGGGCGGGGCGGGGCGGCGUGGCGCGGCAAGCGGAGUUCCUCAAAACGCCGUUAGAUCAGCUGCGGGCUGCAGUUACGUCUUUCUACUCUGCUAGACACUUGGAAUGGAGCCGCGUUUUGAUAUAAGACACCCUGGCAGAGACAGCGCGUGAAGCCUUCAGCUCGAGGAAUUCGAGGAGCUUUCCGAACUGAAACGGCAGCUCCGACGAUGUGACGCGGCUGGCGACAAAAAAAAUCAUCACCCGAGCUGCCUUCAUGUGGAUCCUGUCCAGGAAGACCCUGCUGAUGACUUCCAUGUGGUCGACAUUUCGGUCUUUUUUUAUGAGGAGCUUUUAUUGCAGACGCGGUCGCCAGGCGUAGAGGGAGGAGAUGACGAUGCUGUGUCGGAGUAUGAAGAGAUAAAGAGCAGACAACACACUCCUUGGGAAAUGAGAGCUUACAAGUGGCCCUUGUUUGGCUUUAUGUCCCUUUUCACCGUGGAGCUGGUUCUCUAUUGUUAUCGGUGGAACAAUCCUGCUGCUGUCGUCGACCUGAAAGGAUACAUCAGCAUUUCUACAGGGCAGUACCUACAGGUCUUCUGCAAACAAUGUGCCUUGGUGUCAAAUUCUGGUCAGAUGCGUGGAGCGAGACGAGGAGGAGACAUUGACGAGGCAGGCUGUGUGCUACGGAUGAACAACGCCCCGACCGUGGGCUAUGAAAGCGACGUCGGCAGCAGGACCACGCUGCGUGUUGUAUCCCACACCAGUGUGCCACUCCUUGUCAGGAAUGCCACGUACUUCUUUAGGCAGUCGGCAGACACGCUUUAUGUUAUCUGGGGUCCAGAGAGGAAGAUGAAGAAAGACGCGUCCAUCUACAACCUACUGCAGAAAAUACAGAAGAUCUAUCCCAGUGUGAAGCUUUAUGUGUUUACCCAAGAGAAGAUGAGAAGUUGUGAUGCCAUCUUUCAGAAUGAAACUGGAAAGGACAGGAUGAAGUCCGGCACCUUCCUCAGCACGGGAUUCUUCAGUUUAAUCCUAGCAAUGGACCUUUGUGAGAGCAUCAGCGUCUAUGGAAUGGUGGACCAAGGAUACUGCAGCCAAGCCAAUCGUUCUUCGGUGCCUUAUCAUUACUACGAGACGGCGAAGCUCAACGAGUGCCUGAUGUACAACACGCACGAGAGAGCAGCGAGAGGAGGCCAUCGCUUCAUCACGGAGAAGGCCAUCUUCGCCAGAUGGGCUGUGCAAAGAAAGAGGAUGACGUUCACGCAGCCUUCGUGGCCAGAGCUGGGAAGUUCCUUACUUUGAGCAGACGACUGCGACUGGAACUCGUCUUUCUAAAGAGAUUGGGUGCCUUCGGUGGACCUGAGGUAGAGGGGCUUUGUCUGAAGCACUUUAUAUUUAUUUGUUCCUCUCACGGCAGGUCCACACCAACACCGUUUACAGGGUCCAAAGCGACUUCCACGUUUAUUGACAGUGUUCACCGUCACACACACUUCCUUCCUUUAUCGGUGCUCUUCUUUUCUAUUCAGUAUUUGAAACACUUGGGCUUUUGUGUGUCUGAUUGAAAGUCCGCACACGCGCACACACCCACCGUGUUACGUUUUCCCCAAGCGUAGUGUUGUCACGUCACCUUACUGGUCUGUACCGCUGGGGCAGACCAGAGAGUCCACUUGGGGUGGCGGAGGGCUCAGGCUGGGGGGCUUCACUUGCACCUUCAGCAGCUCAGUAUGUGACUGUGGGCAGGUCAACACACCCGCCCACCCGUCUGUGCCACCAUUUGUGUCUCUUUAAACAGUUAAUUAAGCUACACUCUGUACUGGCAUGGCAUUACAAUAAAAGAGGUGCUCUAAAAAUGGA